AGCUAACUUAGGCCAAAUCACAUCAGAGAGUGUUAUGUAGUGUGUUACAUGUUUACACAAACGGCACUACAACGAUCACCAGCAAACAUGUAGCACAUUUACCGGAGGGUUGUGCAAAAGGACUCUCCUAUUGCAAAAGGGAAUGGAUCCAAGCCGUGUGUAUUUGCUGUGUGUCCUGAUGGGCUUUAUUGCAUGUUCACCUCAGCACCCCAAUAGUACCCAUCAUCAUGACUACUGUGUACUGGGGGCAGGUCCAUCUGGACUGCAGAUGGGAUACUUCCUGUCUAGAACCCAGAGAGACUACAUCAUAUUAGAGAGGAACUCAGGCCCAGGGAGCUUUUUCACCAAAUAUCCUAGACACAGAAAGCUGAUAAGCAUUAACAAGAUCCACACGGGCAGUAAUAACCGUGAGUUUAACCUGCGUCACGACUGGAACUCUUUGCUGAGUGAUAAACCAGACUUGCUCUUUAAACGUGUGAGCAGUGAGUUUUACCCUCCAGCUGACAUGUAUCCCUUGUACCUGUCCCUGUAUGAACGAGAGCUGGGCCUGAGGGUACGAUACGGGGUAGACAUUGGACACAUCAGAGCCCUUUCAUCAGACAGUGGGAGGCAGUAUGUCCUCACUGAUCAACAAGGCUCUUCAUAUUUCUGCAGUGUCCUCCUGUUAGCCACUGGUUUGUGGGUACCUCAGAUCAUUGAGUUUGUGGGCUCAGAUCUGGUGGAGGGGUAUGAGUCCAUCUCUACAAACCCAGAGGACUACAAGAACCAGGCUGUUCUCAUUCUGGGGAAGGGAAACUCUGCCUUUGAGACUGCUCAGAGUCUGUUGGGAAGUGCUAGUCGAGUUCACAUGGUCAGCCGCAGCCCAGUCAGACUGGCCUGGCAAACACACUAUGUAGGAGACCUAAGAGCUGUGAACAAUGAGGUCCUGGACACAUAUCAGUUGAAGUCUCUUGAUGGCUUAGUGGAGAGCCACCUUGAGGAGAUUGCCAUCACUAAACAAACAGAGAAGAGCAGAAGAAACAAGAAGGAGAAGCUGUACCUGACUUUAAAUAAGUUCAUGCAGAAUGGAAACAGUAGUUCUAAUCUGAGAGCAGAGGAGCUGUCCGGCUAUCACAUCGACAACUUCUCUAUGAGGAAACCCUACGACCGUGUGAUUCGCUGUUUGGGGUUUAGAUUCAACUUUAGUAUCUUUGACAGGACUGCAUGCCCGCCCAAUAGUGAGAAUGCCAAAGGGAGGUUGCCCGCGGUGACGGCCUGGUAUGAAGGGAAAAACACUCCUGGUUUGUUUGUGCUGGGGACAGCUGCCCACUCAAGAGACUAUCGCAUCUCUGCUGGAGGCUUUAUCCAUGGUUUUAGGUACACAGUCAGAGCUGUACAUCGUGUUCUUGAACAUCGGUACCAUGGUCACCUGUGGCCCUCCACUAAACUGUCAAGCACACAGCUGAUGCCCUGGAUCCUGAAGAGGGUCAACGAGGCCUCUGGACCAUACCAAAUGGUCCAGGUGCUAGGUGACAUUGUUCUACUGCAGGGUUCUCACUGUAAAUACCUGGAGGAGUUUCCACUUCAAGCCUUGCCUCACUUUUCCUCCCUGUCUGGUCACAAAGUCACCAAUGGACUAAUAAUCCUUGUUUUGCAAUACGGAAAAACGAAAAUGGACUUUUUAGGUCGUAAUAGAGCUGAAACAGACUGGACCAAAGCUUGGAAAUCAAACUUUCUUCAUCCUGUUUUAUACUACUACGACAAACUUCCUUCUGAGGAAGAAAUGAAGCUCUGUCCACAUGGUUGGCCCUUACCAAGGCCGAAAGCUAUUCAUCACAUAGUGGAGGACUUCCUCACUGAAUGGGAUGCUCCCAUAUCUCACAUCCAACCACUGCAGCGUUUCCUGGAACACUGUGUCCAGACUGAUCUUAGACAUUUCUAUGCAGAAACAUGUUUUCGUCUAUCUUUGACCCAUCGCCAGCCACCAUUGUCCUGUCAGCUUGGAUACCUGAGAGGGCAGGGGCUAUCCCAAAAUGGACAGAUUGGACAAUCAGCCUACAACACAGUGAUAUCAUCUCCUGUUAAAAUUGAUCAUACCUCACCACAGGACAAGUCUGUAUUGUCCAAUUAUCUGAAACAAGCUGGAAUCCCCUUGUCCUCAGGAAUUAAACAUGAACUCUGAUUAUGCUGA
Boleophthalmus pectinirostris (great blue-spotted mudskipper) is the source of this 2170-nucleotide messenger RNA. It is a transcript of the gene foxred2, whose product is annotated as FAD-dependent oxidoreductase domain containing 2. The record is from RefSeq and is a predicted model, not a curated record. Lineage: Eukaryota; Metazoa; Chordata; Actinopteri; Gobiiformes; Gobiidae. The transcript has 10 exons. Gene Ontology annotation, molecular function: monooxygenase activity; flavin adenine dinucleotide binding. Bases 143 to 2161 code for a protein of 672 amino acids.